This is a messenger RNA of Theobroma cacao (cacao), 2989 nucleotides long. Its product is annotated as phospholipid:diacylglycerol acyltransferase 1-like. Gene Ontology annotation, biological process: lipid metabolic process. The record is from RefSeq and is a predicted model, not a curated record. NCBI's taxonomy places the organism in Eukaryota, Viridiplantae, Streptophyta, Magnoliopsida, Malvales, Malvaceae.
UUAUUUAUUUAUGAACAAAAAAAACAAGUAGUAGAAAAACUUAGUCAAGAGCAUGAGGCAAUGGAACUGGAAAGACGUUGGUCACAUUGGCAUCCACAUCAUAGACCAGUCCAUAUUAUUUACACGUAUCCCUUUGACUGUCUGUGGCUCCAACAUCCAAGCUAGAACCCAGUAGCAGCUUUUGUUUUGGUUCUUCCACUGAAAGUAUUAAACCGAAACCGUGAGUACUAACGUCCAUCACCCGUUAAAUCUAUCUCCUUGAUUUCUGAUUUUCCACCAGCCGCCCUCUGAUUAGCUGACCACCGUUGGCCAGCCCAGGAAACUUAACGGAAAGGAGAAAAAGGACUUAUUUCCCCUCCCGCAGAACCAAUCCGUCGGAGUGGGACCCGCGUUAGAGGGAUCUGGAAAAGAAAAUUGUUCGAGGCUAAAUAACAGCCAAUCUCGUGCUUCCACCUAUUACUCCGCCGGCGACUGUCAUUAUCUUUUAUUGUCACCGGCGCUAAGAGGUACAAAAAAGUCCCUCUCAAUCCAUGAGAAGAAUCUCAGAAUCAGAAUUGUCGGUCCCUAUUAAUGAACAAAUUAGCCCCACCGCGCAGCAUUUAUAGAUCUCCAUCGUUUUUACAUUAAACGAUGUCGUUUCUGCGGCGGAGGAAGGUAACAGAUUCCUCAAAAUCCCCAAACUCCGAUUCCAACGCCGGAAAAGAAGAUGACAAGAAAAAGCAAUAUAAGAGCCCAAAAAGAGAAAGUUAUAGUUCCAAAAAAUGGUCGUGUUGGGACAGCUGUUGUUGGUUCAUUGGUCUCAUAUGUUCGAUGUGGUGGUUCUUGUUAUUCUUAUACAACGCAAUGCCCGCUUCGAUCCCACAAUACGUAACGGAGGCGAUAACGGGGCCGUUGCCGGACCCGCCCGGGGUCAAGUUGAGGAAAGAGGGCUUGACGGUGAAUCACCCGGUGGUGUUCGUGCCCGGGAUUGUGACUGGUGGGCUCGAGCUGUGGGAAGGGCACCACUGUGCUGACGGGUUGUUUAGGAAACGUCUCUGGGGUGGCUCGUUUGGAGAAUUGUAUAAAAGACCAUUAUGCUGGGCUGAGCACAUGUCACUCGAUAAUGAAACUGGACUUGACCCUCCCGGUAUAAGGGUCAGGCCAGUAUCUGGACUUGUAGCAGCUGAUUAUUUUGCAGCAGGUUAUUUUGUUUGGGCUGUCUUAAUUGCUAAUUUGGCUCAGAUUGGGUAUGAGGAAAAAACAAUGUAUAUGGCUGCUUAUGAUUGGAGGUUAUCUUUCCAGAACACUGAGGUCAGGGACCAAACUUUGAGCAGAAUAAAAAGUAACAUAGAACUCAUGGUAGCUACAAAUGGUGGGAAAAAGGUAGUAGUCAUUCCGCAUUCAAUGGGCGUCCUGUACUUUCUGCACUUUAUGAAAUGGGUUGAAGCACCGGUGCCAAUGGGUGGUGGAGGUGGAUCAGAUUGGUGUGCUAAGCACAUAAAGGCAGUAAUGAACAUUGGUGCGCCCUUUUUAGGUGUCCCAAAAUCAGUCUCUGGACUAUUUUCUAUUGAAGCCAGGGAUAUAGCCAUUGCCAGGGCUUUCGCACCAGGUUUUCUGGACAAAGAUGUAUUUGGUCUUCAAACUUUUCAGCAUUUAAUGCGAAUGACCCGUACAUGGGAUUCCACGAUGUCGAUGAUACCAAAAGGUGGGGACACUAUAUGGGGUGGGCUUGAUUGGUCACCUGAAGGAGGAAGCUUUAACUGUAGUGCAAAAAAGUUGAAGAACAAUGGCACUCGUACAGGCCACAAUGCAAACAGCAACUUGGGUAAUAUGAAAAGUGUGAAUUAUGGGAGAAUUAUUUCAUUUGGGAAAGAUGUGGCUGAGGCACAUUCCUCCAAGAUUGAGAGGGUUGAUUUCAGGCAGGACGUCGUGAAGGGUGGUAAGCUUGCCAACUCAAGCAACUGUGAUAUAUGGACAGAGUAUCAUGAAAUGGGCAAUGGUGCUAUCAAAGCGGUUGCUGACUACAAAGUUUACACAGCUGGAUCAAUUUUGGAUCUGCUUCAUUUUGUUGCUCCAAAGUUGAUGGCAAGAGGAGGUGCUCAUUUUUCAUAUGGGAUAGCUGAUAAUUUGGAUGACCCAAAGUAUGAACACUACAAAUAUUGGUCAAACCCCUUAGAAACAAAGUUACCAAGUGCUCCAGACAUGGAAAUCUACUCAAUGUAUGGAGUUGGAAUCCCCACUGAAAGAGCUUAUGUGUAUAAAUUAACUACUGCCACUGAUUGCUAUAUACCAUUUCAGAUAGACACCUCAGCAGAGGGUGGAAGUGAAGGUUCAUGUCUAAAAGGUGGCGUUUUCUCUGCUGAUGGAGAUGAAACAGUUCCUGUUUUAAGUGCAGGUUUCAUGUGUGCAAAAGGUUGGCGGGGUAAAACCAGAUUCAAUCCUUCAGGAAUUCGUACUUACAUAAGGGAGUACAAUCAUGCCCCCCCAUCUAAUCUUCUAGAAGGUCGAGGCACCCAAAGUGGUGCUCAUGUUGAUAUAAUGGGGAAUUUUGCAUUAAUUGAAGAUAUUAUACGAGUAGCAGCAGGGGCUACUGGCCAGGAUCUGGGUGGAGAUCGUGUGUAUUCUGAUAUUUUUAAGUGGUCUGAAAGGAUCAACUUACAGCUCUAGAUCCAGGUCUUGAGAGAGACAACAGAGACCUUGUUCCACUUUCCCCUUUAACUUGAGAUUUACGUGAUGAACUAUCUAUCCAUUGUUGGUGGUAGCAGUCAUCUUGGUGGCCAUUCUAUAUUCCUGGCAAAUGUGUAUUGCCCUUCUGUUGUGCUUAAAAAGUUUUCAUUUUUUUUUUUUUUGUUUGCAAAAGCACCAAAGUGAGGUGUAUGCAAUUUGCAUCCCACGUUUUGCCAGGCUCCUUCAAUUCAAGGAGCACACUUAGAAGUCAAUAGUUUCCUCAAUCUUCAGAUAUUCUAUUAAUUUUAUUUGUUAUAGUUUCAUAAAUUUAUAGUUUCUCUUC